CGCGCGUGCGCGUACUGCUCCGUUUCGUUUCACUGCCGGUCCGGCUGCUCGCGGUUCAGGACUCGGGUUCAUCAGGCUUAGGUUACACAACGUGCACGAGUUCACGAGUGUGUGUUCGUCGCCGGUUUUGUACUCCGAUCGACUCGGUGAUUGUAAAGGGAUCGCGAUCAUGGCUGCUGCCAAUGCUGUAAAGAGGCUGAUUCCUCUCUUUGACAGAGUUCUCAUACAAAGGGCCGAGGCUAUUACCAAAACGAAGGGUGGUAUUGUACUGCCAGAGAAAGCUCAAGCAAAAGUCUUGCGAGGCACAGUUGUGGCCACAGGCCCUGGAGCGAGAAAUGAUAAAGGAGACCAUGUGCCUUUAAGCAUUAAGAUUGGAGAUGUUGUGUUACUUCCUGAAUAUGGCGGUACAAAAGUUGAACUUGAAGACAACAAGGAAUACCACUUGUUCCGCGAGUCGGAUAUAUUAGCCAAAGUAGAAGUUUAACUCGUUGAAUUUAAGUUUCCAGUUUUGUAAAUGCUACAAGGUGUUCUUCUAGAACUU
Trachymyrmex cornetzi is the source of this 541-nucleotide messenger RNA. Its product is annotated as 10 kDa heat shock protein, mitochondrial. Lineage: Eukaryota; Metazoa; Arthropoda; Insecta; Hymenoptera; Formicidae. Gene Ontology annotation, molecular function: protein-folding chaperone binding; metal ion binding; ATP binding. The record is from RefSeq and is a predicted model, not a curated record. Bases 170 to 484 code for a protein of 104 amino acids. Gene Ontology annotation, cellular component: mitochondrial matrix; mitochondrion. The transcript has 3 exons.